GCCCAUACCCCCUCGCCCCACCAAAAAACACCGCCCCAAAAACCCGCGUCCCCCAAAACCCACACCCCCCCCCCCCCCCCUCCCAUAAUAGAACACCACCUGGGCUUCUAUUUUGUCUCUCAAGUCAAGUUCUAAAGGAUGGUCUUCUAUUGCGGUCAUAUUUUGUCACCUGCUAGUAGUCCAACGGUAACCCCACGUAGUUUAAGUUGAACUAUUCUAUUAUAAUGCUUAGACAUAUUUAGGAUUAUGUGCAAAAUUUCUCACUUACAAGUCUUGUGCGUCGUUGUAUUUUUAAAUUUCUUUCAGAUCAAAGGUAUAAGAUUUUUUAUAUGAAUUUUGAACUCUCACGUGAACAGUUUCGAACAAUGAUUUUAUAUGACUGAAAAAUUGGCUUAACGUACAAAGAAAGUCAUGUCCGUUUAGUGCAAGCAUGGGGAGACCAAGCACCUUCUGAUCGUACAAUUCUCAAUUGGUAUCAUGAAUUUCAAAGCAGCUAUUUCAGUGUUGAAGAUGCUGUCCGUUCAGGUCGUCCUCGAACUGCUGUCAACGAAGAAACAAUUGAUGCUGUCACAGCAAUAAUUGAAGAUGAUCCUCACUCAACAUACGAACCGAUUGAAGACACCCUGGGCAUUACUUCGCCAUCGAUCAAUUCAGUUAUUCAUGAUUAUUUGAAGUUGCACAAAGUUUGUGCUCGAUGGGUGCCUCAUCAACUCACCGAUGACCAAAAACAGUUCCGUAUUCAAUUUUGUCGUGAUUCACUGGAAAGAUUUGAAGGAGGCUCAAUACCAUUAGAACGUGGUGGAGCGGUAACUGCAAGAUGGUAUAUCAAUAGCUGCCUGCCACAAGUCUUCGAAACAGUAUCGGAAUGGAGACAAAAGACCGGUCUUCGAGGUCUCAUUUUGCGUGACAAUAACGCAAGGCCGCAUAGAACUGGAAUUGUUAGCGAAUUUUUGGCCGAAAAUCGUGUCGAACCAUAUCCAAAUUCACCAUAUUCACCAGAUCUAAGUCCGUGUGACUUCUUUUUGUUUUCAAAACACAAAAAUCAAUUACGGGGAAUUCAGUUCAACGACGACAAUGCAAUGUUGAAUGAGUUAGAACAAGCCAUUGACAGUCUCACAAAAGAUGAUUUCAAAAAUUGCUUCGACGACUGGUUUAUUCGAAUGCACAAGUGCAUUGAUGCUGAUGGGCAGUACUUCGAAAAACUACACUAUAACCAGUCUUGGAAUACUAAAGGGCUGGCGAAAAAACCUUUUUAG
Didymodactylos carnosus is the source of this 1256-nucleotide messenger RNA. Lineage: Eukaryota; Metazoa; Rotifera; Eurotatoria; Philodinida; Philodinidae. The record is from the annotation of a GenBank genome assembly.